CUGAGCUCGACAAGUGCUUUGGUUGGACGAUCUGUUCAAUCCUCGUGAUGUAGCCUGCCACGAAUGUUGCGCCACACCCCUAUGCAACAAGGCUCUAUGUAACCAUCCGAGGCCGGCAACCUGCACUGACGACCCAUCUGUGGACUGUGCCAAUAUUCAUUCCCUAUUCAAUGUCUGUGCUGAAAUUCAGAAGGCUAAGUUGGUGUGUCCAAGGUUUUGAAACCUCUGUAACGUAGGUUUGUAAAUAAAUAAAAUUAAUUUAAUUUACAACAAAUUUGAUCUAUUGCGAUUUUUUGAACACUCUGCAACAUGUAAAAUAUAACAUUUUAAAAAGAAUGUUGUCGUAAUGAAGAUGUUUCAACGACAUAUUCAAACUACUAACUGAUGGGUGUUUUUUGACAUACACAUUAAUAAAAUACACUGAAUCAACCGCCAAAUUAUUAUAAGUAACACGUUAUAAGAAGACCGGAAAAUAUGCAUUUUUCCAUACAAAGAAUAUUUUUUAUUGAAGUCGAUGGCCAUUGGAACUGGUGGUCAUCGUGGAGUAGAUGUGACGUCACGUGUGCAAAUGGAACACAGACACAUUAUCGAACUUGCACGGAUCCUUCGCCUCAAAAUGGCGGUCUGGAUUGUCUGGGAAUAGGAACCGAAAGUCAAACGUGCAUUCUAGAACCGUGCCCAAUCCAUGGCGGAUGGAGCUUGUGGUCACCAUGGGGAUCGUGCUCGGUCACGUGCGAUGUCGGCAUGCAGAGGCGUGACAGGUCGUGCUCUAAUCCAUAUCCUUCAAAAGGUGGUGACCAUUGCUUUGGAGAUUCCAGAGAUGACCAGAUUUGCUAUGAGCCUGGAUGCACAAAUGGUUGGUGGUCGGCAUGGGAAAUCUGGAGCUCUUGUACAGCCACAUGUGGUGGAGGUCUUAAAACGAGAGACCGGACGUGUACAAAUCCAGCUCCGUCAUAUCUUGGGCGUUAUUGUGAUGGUCCACCGCAGAACAUUGACUUAUGAAACAACGUUCCAUGUACAGGCACCGAUAUACAAUUUACUGUGGGAACACCAUCCAUGACAAAUUGCCUCGAAGAUAGUUCUUUUUUUUCAAUAAAAGAUAGGGUGUAACAUUGUAUUUGAUACAUUCAUAUCGCGUGCGAAUUCUCAGUUUCAUCUUCAAACAGCAACAUUCACGGCUUCAAAGACUGGAACAUACUGGUUUGAAUGGAAUUUAGUAACAGGAACCCACAUUGCUAUGUAUAUUAAAACGAUAAUCAAAUCGCCCAAAUAUUACUUGACUCUAACCACACUCACGUGACAUAUGUUCAACAGGUGCAGUUGAUGAUGAAUGAUUACGUCCGCUUAAAAGAGUGUGAUACUACGACCAUGUUUAGCCUAUCCCCAAACUUACAUUACAGUUCAACAUUUACAGGAAUCCUCAUAC
Molecule: messenger RNA, 1426 nt
Organism: Dreissena polymorpha
Lineage: Eukaryota; Metazoa; Mollusca; Bivalvia; Myida; Dreissenidae
Exons: 5
Coding region: 686-1060 (124 amino acids)
Source: RefSeq, a predicted model, not a curated record